Messenger RNA from Amoebophrya sp. A25, 555 nucleotides. The record is from the annotation of a GenBank genome assembly. NCBI's taxonomy places the organism in Eukaryota, Dinophyceae, Syndiniales, Amoebophryaceae.
UGUGGAAGCCUGUGUAUUUCUAAACUCUGAACUGGUGGUACCUGAGAUGAUCACACCCGUAGACAAUAAUCACACCCGUAGACAAUAAUCACACCCGUAGACAAUAAUCUACUGGGUAUAUCAUCAUCAGCUACAUUUCAUCUGAACCUGUUAAAGCUAAAGGAAGCACCAGGAGCAGGACGAAGGCCGUAGAGGACGAUAGCUAUAUUCAAUGAAAUUCAAAUUUAACUCAACGUUUUCCAGAAGGAGCAUAGCCAUAGUAGAUAAGACCGCAUUAGCAUCAGAAUCAAUAAAUAUGAGAGAGCACAGUACAACCAACGUUGUCACCGCAACAACCACCGUCUUCAGCAUGGCUAACCGAUGCGGUCGCAGCCUUUAUUGCAGAACCAGAUCCCUCUGAUCCUGAGGAACCAGAUGCCUGUACCAUCGCCUAUCUCCUGGAUCUCGACCCACUCGCGCUGCAUUCUUUGCAGUGUAUGCACAUCGCGGCGGCGCUGAAGUCGAGCGGGUUGCUUCCUCCUGAGACGACAAAAUCACAUCGAGGACAAGGAAGAC